Molecule: messenger RNA, 1602 nt
Organism: Brassica napus (rape)
Lineage: Eukaryota; Viridiplantae; Streptophyta; Magnoliopsida; Brassicales; Brassicaceae
Product: indole-3-acetic acid-induced protein ARG7
Exons: 1
Coding region: 952-1347 (131 amino acids)
Biological process (GO): response to auxin
Source: RefSeq, a predicted model, not a curated record
AUGAACGCUGCUUUACCCAUAAGGACUCACGGAGAUAUUGAUAGUUGAGCUCAGAAUUUCUCUGGUACUCAUCUUCACUGUGCUUUGAAGAUAGAGCUGACCUGAGAUUAGGUUACUAGCAUAUCAAUGGGUGUAAUUUUAUGGCUUGGCUUUUAGACAAAUCAGGCUCUAACUGAGGAGAUGCGUUUUUUUUUUCUCUUUUUUUAAUCAGCAUUUUUUUAUUAUAAAAAUAUCUUGUUUUCCAUCUAUCAUUGUAACAUAUUUUAUCAUUGUGUAGUUAUUUUGAUUUGUUUCUUGUUGAAGUUCAAAAAAGAAUCGUUUGCGGGAUUUCAUGUGACUAGAAAAGAGAAAACAAAGAACACUCAUGAAAGUUAAAGAGAGAACUACAUAGAAAAUGAAAGUACCAAGCAACUUGCUCUAAAAAGAUCACAUGCUUCCAUCACCACCACUAACAUAUUUCCUUUGCCCUCUUCAAACCGCUAGGGUAUUCUUGUUUCUAAAUAUUUAUUAAGAAAGUGUGGUUAAACAUCUUGUAUUAUACAUUGUGUUACGGUCUGUUAAUACACUGGCUUUGCUUGAUAUGGUUCACUCAAAUUACUAAACAAUAAGAUGGAUAUAUUGCUUGGUCAGAGUCCAUACAUUGUAAAAGAAAAAAAGUUAACCAAGUUAAUAACCAAGAAAAUUGAAAUUGCAUCAAAUUUUAGCAAAAAAAAAGAAAAUUGAAAUCAUGCAAAAUAUCUAGAUAUAUGUGGAAGGGCCGUAUGUAAUAAUUCCACAAGUGACCGUGAUCUAAAAAGUGGAAAAACUUGUAAAGAAUUGAAUAAACACGAACACCCUUCUCCCUCCACACGUACCCAUGGUUAUAUAUAUAUAGGCACUUACGGUUGCAUUUAAAAGGCAUCACAACCAAAUUAUCAGAGCAGAAGUAACACACCCACUAAAGCUUAUAUAAUGAAGAUGCUAUAUUCUAAGGGGAUGAGACUCUCUGAGUUGAUGGAGAAGUGGAGAAAGAGGAAGAAAGGGCAUUUCACUGUUUACACCAAAGAAGGGAAGAGAUUCGUUUUGCCCUUGGAUUAUCUCAACCAUCCGAUUUUACAAGUGUUAUUGGAGAUGGCUGAGGAUGAGUUUGGAACUACCAUUGAUGGUCCUUUGAAGAUUCCUUGCGAUGGGAGUUUAAUGGAUCACGUCAUCAUGCUUGUGAGGAGAAGUAUGUCUGAUAACUAUGAUGAUGAUGAUGUGGGGAAGAAGUCAGAGGUUUGUUCCACGAGCACCUGCAAGGGAGCUUCAAUCUCUUCUCUAAUACCUCUAUUUCGUGGACAGAGCCAGAUUCGGUCCUUAGUUUCCUAAUACUCGUUUGUGGUUACGGACUCGAAGGUGUUUGUUUAUAUGUAAUUUUUUGGUAAUUUGAAUGUAGCGAGUGUAAUCAACCUAAAUUUUGAAAUGAUUUGUAUUAAAAUGGUAAAUCUCCAGUUAUUCAAAUAUGGAUUAAUGUUUUUCAACUUAUGGUUUUAACUGUUUUUAAAAUCCACCAUUGCUAAAAAAUCAAAAUCUAAUAGUAGUUUUAGAUGGAAUUCUUCUAGCAUGCAGUCAUAAAUUUUUUUU